CCCUUGCAGGAUGGCUUGCGUUUGAGAGCAGCCAGUGGGGUUUGGGUUUUAGGAAGACGGACUAGAUUCCUGGCGACUUUUUCUGGAGAAUUUAAGAUGUCUUCAAACACCCCCAGACGCAACAGUUGCCGCGGAGGUGCCGGCGGGAGCCGGGCGGCCCCCGAGUGUCCUCCCGUCCGGCGCAGGGGCUCCUCCAGCUGCGCGCUCCUCUCCUCCUCCUCCGGGGCGCAGGGCGAGGAGAACCUCUCCGUCCGCCUGAGCCAGUCCCUGCUCGCCAUCACGCUGCGUCUGUUCCUGGCCGUGGAUCUGUGGCUGUCCAAGCAGCUCGGGGUGUGCGCCUCGGAGGAGUCUGCGUGGGGCAGCAUCCGGCCGCUGGUGCGCCUGGUGGAGCUCUCCGGACACGUCCUCCCGUGGCUGGCCGGCUCCCUGUACACGCUGCUGCGCGGGGACAGCGUGGCGGAGAAGGAGAUCAUGCUGAACUUGACCCUGGCUCUGAUUCUGGACCUGCUGACGGUCAGAGCCGUGAGGACUGUGGUGAGACGGCGAAGGCCGGCCCAGAACCGCGCCGACCUCCUCUCCACCCUCUUCGUGGAGCGCUGCUCCUUCCCCUCGGGCCACGCCUCGCGGGCGGCCCUGUGCGCCCGCUUCUGCGCGGCCCGGCUGGUGGACACGGCCUCCGUGCGGGUGCUGGUGGUGAGCUGGGCCGCCCUGCUCGGCCUGUCCCAGCUGCUGCUCUCCAGACACUACGUGACGGACGUGGGCUUCGGCCUGGCCCAGGGCUACCUCCAGUACGGCCUGGUGGAGCGGCUGUGGGUCACCUGGGACUGCCUGCGGGACCUGCUGCUGGUGCGAGUCCGAGGGAGCCUGGACAGAGCCUACAGCGACCUCUGGGCCGUGGCCUGGAAACUAGGGGUGGGACGAUACGGGUAACUCAUGAUUCAAUACUGUGGAGAUAUGUGGCCAUAACGAUAAUAUCACGAUACACAAUACCGUAUUGGCCUGAAUAUAAGACGGUGUUUUUUGCAUUGAAAUAAGACUGAAAAAGUGGGGGUCGUCUUACAUUCGGGGUCUAGACGUUAUACCCAUUCACAACACUAGAUGGCGCUAGAUAUCUUUAAAGCGAAUGCUGAACUUAACUCCCCAGGCCCUGUCACGAAGAAGAAAAAUAAAAAAAUACUAUAAGAAAGAAAAGAGAAGAAAAUAAGAGAAGAGAUAACAGAAAGUGGAGAAACGUAGCGACAAUCUGGAGAAAAGUGGGUGGAAGUUCGGCAGGUAAACCGGCAGCUGAGGAGAAGUUAUGAUGCAAAAUUCAAGAUAAUGAUUUCAAAUAGUCAAAAUAACAUGCUUUUUCUCUCGAAUAUAUUGUUAUAAUCAUUUGUUUCAAAUGUACUGUAAAUAUUUUCUGUAUAAAAAUUGAAUUUAGUGUUCAAAAAGUCUUUUUUCAAACUUGAGUCUUGAAAAAGAGGGGGUCGUCUUAUAAUCGGGGUCGUCUUAUAUUCGGGACAAUACGGUAUCUACGAUAUUCGAUAUAUUGUAAGAGAUUUCAUCAACGAUAUAUCACGAUAUAUGUGACUGAAAAAGAAAAAAUACCCAUAAAAAGGAAAAUGUCUGUAGUUAUGCAUUUAUUCAAUGCCAAAACGUCAUACAAUGUAUAAAGAAAGUGCAUUUGUAUCGAGCCUCACUGUCUCCUAGUCUUGUAAAUGUAGACACUGAACAGCUGGACAAAUUAAAGUGCAUGAACAUUAGUGCGGUGACAACCGCGUAAAUCCAUCAUGUGUGUUGUAAUAAUAAUAAUAAUAUCGAUAUUUGCUGUCAAUUUAUCGAUUAUUUAUUGCCACAGAGAGCAAUAUAUUGAAAUAUCGAUUUUUUUUCCCCCAUCACUACUGGAAACAUUAGGUCUGCUUAAAGUGUGUGUUUGUCACCUCAAGGGAGGAGGGAAAUGUGCAGCAUGAACUACUUCAGAAAAUCACUACAACACUUUAUUUACUGUUUGAUAAAAGUUACUCUCUCCACUUAUAUUUCAUGUAUCUGUAUCACUUUAAUGUAUCCAUUUCUUUAUGUGCAAAAACCUGAAGUGGAUGUACUGACAGUAUACUUGGGUAGUAAGUUACUACUUCCAAUAUGUGGCAAAUGCAGCUUGUUUGUACCAUUCAGAGCCUUUUUUUGUUAGAAGAGACAGAAUAUUAAAUUUUCUUCUCCAAAAUUUACAGAAUUUUCUAAGAUUUUAUUCUGUUUUCAAUUGAAACCAGAGAUACGGUACAAAAACACCCUUUUUCAUGAUGUCUUACCAGUUUUCUUCAUAGUGGCUGG
Molecule: messenger RNA, 2310 nt
Organism: Cololabis saira (Pacific saury)
Lineage: Eukaryota; Metazoa; Chordata; Actinopteri; Beloniformes; Belonidae
Product: polyisoprenoid diphosphate/phosphate phosphohydrolase PLPP6-like
Exons: 2
Coding region: 97-930 (277 amino acids)
Molecular function (GO): sphingosine-1-phosphate phosphatase activity
Source: RefSeq, a predicted model, not a curated record